UGAAAGGAAGGACAGGGCUCUCUCUCUCUCUCUCUCUCAGACAACCUGUUCGAUCAGAGCUCAACCAACGUGCUUGCUUAUUUGAGCGGAUACCUUUCAUAUAGUAAUUGAAAUGGCUGCCUACAAACUGGUCCUCAUUCGCCAUGGCGAGAGCUGCUGGAAUCAGGAGAAUCGUUUCUGCGGCUGGUUUGACGCGGACCUGAGUGAGACAGGGGCUCAGGAGGCAAAGAGAGGCGGUGAAGCUCUAAAAGAUGCAGGGUAUGAGUUUGACAUUUGUUACACUUCGGUGCUGAAGAGAGCCAUCCGGACGUUAUGGAUCGUUCUGGACAGUAUCGAUCAGAUGUGGCUGCCUGUGCACAGGACCUGGAGGCUAAACGAACGCCAUUAUGGUGGUCUCACAGGUUUAAACAAGGCCGAAACAGCUGCCAAACAUGGUGAAGCCCAGGUUAAGAUUUGGAGGCGCUCCUAUGACAUCCCCCCGCCAUCCAUGGAUGCAGAUCAUGACUUUUACAGCGCCAUCAGCAAGGAUAGACGUUAUGCAGACUUGACUGAGGACCAGCUGCCUUCCUGUGAGAGUCUGAAGGACACCAUUGCACGGGCAUUACCUUUCUGGAAUGAGGAGAUUGUUCCUCAAAUCAAGGAGGGGAAAAGAGUGUUGAUUGCUGCUCAUGGAAACAGUUUAAGAGGCAUUGUGAAACACUUAGAAGGUAUGUCUGAGGAGGCUAUCAUGGAGCUGAACCUGCCCACAGGCAUCCCUAUACUUUAUGAGCUGGACAAGAACCUGAAGCCUAUUAAGCCCAUGCAGUUCCUUGGAGAUGAGGAAACGGUUCGCAAGGCCAUGGAGGCUGUGGCUGCCCAGGGCAAAGCAAAGAAAUAGAGUAUUUAAUAUAUGAAAUAUUUUAAAUUAUACAUCAGCACUUAAUUGCUUUAAACAGGACAUGUUUAAGAUCAACAAGACAGAGUUCUAUAUGAGAUUAAAAGUUGCGUGUACAUGUUGAUAUAAAUUAUAUGACCACGUUUAUAAUUCUAGACUAUAGAUAUUUAUUAUAUACAGUGUUUACAAGGACCCCAUACUCAUUUUUUGUUUGGAGUAGUCUUCUUUGCAAAUCAUUCCUUCGGCUAAUUUACUGUCUCCAUGUUAUUUUGGCAAGAAAAUGUCUGGUAAAGCUUGAAUUCAUAAAGAGCGACAUAAUUCCUUAUGGACCAUAUACAUUUCCUUAAAAGCC
Paramisgurnus dabryanus is the source of this 1226-nucleotide messenger RNA. RefSeq names its product phosphoglycerate mutase 1a (gene pgam1a). Gene Ontology annotation, biological process: glycolytic process. The record is from RefSeq and is a predicted model, not a curated record. Gene Ontology annotation, molecular function: intramolecular phosphotransferase activity. NCBI's taxonomy places the organism in Eukaryota, Metazoa, Chordata, Actinopteri, Cypriniformes, Cobitidae.